Molecule: messenger RNA, 1311 nt
Organism: Cladophialophora carrionii CBS 160.54
Lineage: Eukaryota; Fungi; Ascomycota; Eurotiomycetes; Chaetothyriales; Herpotrichiellaceae
Exons: 1
Coding region: 1-1311 (436 amino acids)
Cellular component (GO): mitochondrial large ribosomal subunit
Molecular function (GO): structural constituent of ribosome
Source: RefSeq, a predicted model, not a curated record
AUGGCGGCGCCGACCCAGAUCACGAAGCUCCCAGAGGUACUCCGCAGUCCGAGCACGAUCCAGUAUUUCGCAUACAGGCACAAGGUCAAACAUUCGAAUCCGUACUUCAAGCCCCGGUUUACUUUUAAGCUCGAAGACAGACAACAUACUCUUCUGGCUGAGAACAAAUGGCGACAUACAGAUCCCCUGAUGCCGCCAUACCCUUACGGGGAGAACAUGCAUUUCCCCGAGGCGAACUUUGGUCUGUACGGGGGUGCCACGGUGCAGUCCGGGAGUAAGAUCUCCAAGGGCAGGAAUAAAGGCAAGACACUACGGCAUUGGUUUCCCAACGUGCGAGUCGAGACGGUCAGAAGUGAAGCCUUGGGAAGAGAGCUGAAGCUGCCCAUCACCGCCCGUGUCAUGAGGACGAUCAAGAAAUGCGGUGGCAUCGAUGCAUAUGUCACAGGCAUCAAGCCUGCGCGAAUAAAAGAGCUGGGGUUGCUAGGCUGGAAGCUCCGAUGGCUCGUCAUGACAUCUCCCAAAUACCGGGUCAAGCACGAACUGCAGCUGCAGAAAUACAACCUCCCGAAGCACUACUCCCUGGAAGGCACCUUUGAAGAUGCAUGGAACGACGAGAACGUGAGAACAAAGAUGAUCGAACAACAAGAGGCCGCGUGGCAGGAUUUGCGCCAGGCUGCUGAACGCUUCGAGAAGCAUGUUCAGAGAUACUGGGUCGACAACGGAGAAAAAGAGUCAUAUGAAAUUCCCAAGCUAGAAUCUCUCAACCGAGGGAGCCCCUACACUUUGAGUCUGCCGGAGCAAUUAGAGAAACCAGAUGUCGUUGAGGGGAGGUACAGGCGUGUCAGAACAUUCGAUGAGCAUUUAACCCCGGCGACACGAGCUCAGUUGGCAGCGGAGGAGCGUGGCUCGGAUACUGGAGGCCCUGCGGAGCCGAUCGGGGUACUGGAUGAUGUGUCCGCACGUGUCGAAGAUCGAAUUGAAGGGAUUACGAUGAGCAUGGAGGCCCAAGAUCUCGGGGUGGAUCCAACCGGAGACGACGCGCAAAGCAUGGAAAUGCGGCUUGAAGCAGUCAAGCAGAUGAUAAGGAAUCAUGUCCAGGAGAGUGAAGCUGAGGUAUCGACAGUGAAGGCCGACAAGGAGUUGGACGACAAAGCGGAGAUCUUGCUGGCAAAUACUGCCGAGGACCAUGUUGCCAAAAUCGAUCAAGAAGUUGUCGAGCGUAAUGCUGAGCAGCACCUUGAAGCGGCCCGAGAGGAAAUGAAGAAGGACAAAGGGCCUCGAAGAAAACGGACAAGUCAGAAGUCACCCUGA